AUGGAGAAAAGUAACGUCGUAAUUGUAAUGUUGGUGCUUUGGGUCUUGUGUGUGUCGUGUACCAAAGCAGGAAAAUUGUCACCUUUGGAAAUUGAAAUCGAAGCCAAAUUAAAACUUCUCAACAAGCCUGCGGUCAAAACCAUUCAGAGUGAAGAUGGAGAUAUUAUUGAUUGUGUGGACAUCUACAAACAACCUGCUUUUGACCAUCCUGCCUUAAAAAAUCACACUAUUCAGACGGUACCCAAUUUUCUGCUAGAAAUCCAAAAUUCAAGAACAGAAGAAGCAUCGGAGUCACAGUCAGUGGUAUUCCAGACAUGGCAGAAAAGUGGAAGCUGUCCAAAAGGAACAAUCCCUAUUCGCAGAAUUCUAAAGGAGGACUUGCUCAGAGCUGCUUUCCUCGACCAAUUCGGGCGAAAACCCUCUGCAGUGUUCAACAAUUCAACUAAAACCUUCCACACCAAUGACUCCAAACUAUAUGCUUCACAACGGCGCUCCGCAUCAUAUCUUUCGUCAAAGGCACCCACUUAUGGUGUACUAGCAGAUAUUAACAUUUGGAAUCCAAAGGUUGACUUGCCAUAUGAUUUCACCACAGCUCAACUCCGGCUUAAAACCGACAAUGGUCCUAAUUAUGAAAGCGUUGAAGCAGGCUGGAUGGUGAAUCCGAUGUUAUAUGGUGACACAAACACCCGGCUAUUUGCCUACUGGACUUCUACGGAUUCAUCCAAGUCAACAGGUUGCUUUGAUCUUGCUUGUUCUGGGUUUGUGCAAACAGGCAGCACAGUAGCACUUGGUAGCACCGUAAAACCUGUGUCAACCACACAUGGCCCACAGUAUGUGAUCAGCGUUGGAAUAUUCAGGAAUUGGUGGCUUGCAUUAUGGAACGACAAGACUGUACCUAUAGGUUAUUGGCCUUGGGUGUUAUUUGACAACUUAAGAGAGUUUGCUACGUCAGUUGAAAUGGGUGGAGAAGUGGUGAGUUCGAACGUAAAACGUAGGCGCCCUCACACUGCAACAGGGAUGGGAAGUGGAGAUUUGAUUAACGAUCUAAAGGGGAGCGCAUGCUUCAUGCGUCAUUUGAAGGUAAAGUACGCUGGUCGUGCGCUUCGGUACCCUUAUGAACCAACAGCAGUGGCUGAUGAACCCACCUGUUAUAAUUGCUACAAUCAAAUGGAUGGCUUUGGAGGCCUCCCCGUCUUCUAUUUUGGAGGACCCUAUUGUCCUUGA
Molecule: messenger RNA, 1224 nt
Organism: Cajanus cajan (pigeon pea)
Lineage: Eukaryota; Viridiplantae; Streptophyta; Magnoliopsida; Fabales; Fabaceae
Source: RefSeq, a predicted model, not a curated record